Molecule: messenger RNA, 1173 nt
Organism: Lolium rigidum
Lineage: Eukaryota; Viridiplantae; Streptophyta; Magnoliopsida; Poales; Poaceae
Product: very-long-chain enoyl-CoA reductase-like
Exons: 4
Coding region: 62-994 (310 amino acids)
Biological process (GO): very long-chain fatty acid biosynthetic process
Molecular function (GO): oxidoreductase activity, acting on the CH-CH group of donors
Source: RefSeq, a predicted model, not a curated record
CCACCUCUUCGUCAGACACACAGCUGCGGGACAGAGGACGCCGGCGGAACAAGGAAGCAAGAUGAAGGUCUCCGUCGUCUCCCGGACCGGCCGCGAGGUCGUCAAGGGCGGCAUCCAGCUCAGCGACGACGCCAAGGUCGCGGAUCUGCAGGAGGCCAUCCACGCCAAGACUAAGAAGUAUUAUCCCGCUAGGCAACGGCUCACCCUCCCUGUACAACCUGGAAAAUCUGGAAAGCCAGUUGUACUCAACCAAAAGGCCAGCCUAUCGGAUUACUGUGAGAAGGGUUCCGGGUCCCUCACCGUGGUCUUCAAAGAUUUAGGCCCGCAGGUCUACUACAGCACACUGUUCUUCUGGGAAUAUGUGGGCCCUCUUUUCAUCUACCCCAUCUUCUACUACCUCCCCGUGUAUAAGUACUUUGGAUAUGAGGGAGAGCGGGUCAUCCAUCCUGUCCAGACCUACGCCAUGUACUACUUCUGCUUCCACUACUUCAAGCGGAUCAUGGAGACGUUCUUUGUCCACCGCUUCAGCCACGCAACUUCUCCGGUGUCAAAUGUCUUCCGGAACUGCGCCUACUACUGGACCUUCGGGGCCUACAUUGCUUACUACUGCAACCACCCUCUUUACACUCCUGUGAGUGAUCUACAAAUGAAGAUUGGGUUUGGCAUUGGGAUCGUGUGCCAGAUCGCAAACUUCUACUGCCAUAUCCUGCUGAGGAACCUCCGCAGCCCGACCGGCAGCGGUGGUUAUCAGAUCCCGCGUGGCUUCUUGUUCAACAUUGUGACAUGUGCGAACUACACUACCGAGAUCUACCAGUGGCUGGGCUUCAACAUCGCCACACAGACCGUGGCCGGUUACGUCUUCCUCGCCGUCGCUGCGGCCAUCAUGACCAACUGGGCGCUCGGGAAGCACAGCCGUCUCAGGAAGCUGUUCGAUGGGAAGGAUGGACGGCCCAAGUAUCCUCGCCGGUGGGUGAUUCUCCCCCCGUUCCUGUGAAGAACUGGUGCUUGCAGGCAUUUCUGGGGAUCCAUUAUUUGUUCAGUUCCAGACGUUGAUUCUACGCACACAUUUCUACUAAUUAUGUAUCGUACUAGUUGUUAAACCUGUGGUCCAAAUGUUCUGAUCCGAAGGAUGGAUUGCGUAUCUAUUAUUGAAGAAAUUAUUUGGAUUUAUCU